GACACAUUUUCAAAACACGUUUAAAUGUAGGAAAAGCUGGAAAAACUUAUAAAAUGAGUGGAAAUACGUUCACUAAAUACACCAAGUACACUACAAAAGAAUUAGAAUCGUACUUGGCUGAUCCUGGUACAUGUGUGCAAAAGCUGGAGUGGAUAGAUUUGAUUUCCGUGCUACCAAAGUAUCUUGGUAACAUUUGCGAAGGAGUGAAGGCAUGCCUUACGCAGAAAAUCGGAACAUAUGAUCGGAAGGUCGACGGUGUUAUACUGGCUUUCAAAAACACCCAGAUUCUGAGUCCACUAUCGGCCAUACGUCCAAACAGCGUACGUGUUCAUGUGAAACUUAGAACGGACUUUUACGUGUUUCGACCGCAGAUUGGAGCAACCAUCGAAGGAACAGUCCAAUAUGUUUCGUCCAACUACCUCAGUGCUGUUAUCUACCGUGUCUUCAAUGUCACAAUAAAAUUAAAAAUGCAAAAGAUCACGAACUUCGCACGGGGCACGGUGAUUAGCUUCAUCGUUAAGGCAUUUGACAUGAAAAGCGAUCUGCCCUUCAUAGAGGGGCAGCUCAUUUCGAAAUCUGACGAUGAUAAUCCGGUAACGAAUGGCGUAAAAAAGGAAAAGCCUCCGAAAAAUGUAUCGCAGGUUAAGCCCGAGCAAAACGAUUUCGAUGCGAAUAAAGUUGGAGUAUGCGGGGAGAGUAUUGAGGCAAAGAUAGAGGAUAACAAACCAGAUGAUUUCGUUUCAAGCAAGAAAGACACAAACAUGAAAGGAAGUAAAAGGAAACACACCAAACCGAAUGGACACGCAGCCAAGGAUGACAAACAGUCAGAUGAAGAAAUGCAACUCUCAAUAAACGCUCUUCUGAGUGGCCUUGAGAAAGAAAUGAGCGACGCUAUAGAGUCUGAUCCCAGUACCUCAGGAAUAGAACAGCCUAAAAAAGAGACCCAAUCUGCCGAGAAAUCCCGACCAUUGAAGAAGAAAAAGAAAAAGAAACACGAUAUUGACUCAUUGGAAGCAGAACUAUUGCAAAAAUUUGCAGCACAAUGUAAUGAGCCUGAACAGCACGACCUUCAAACCGAUACAUCCGGGCAAACCAAAAACGACCAGAUUGAUACGUCCAAAACCGAGAAGGUAAAAAAGACAAAAAAUAAAAAGAACAAGGCUCCCAAGCUGGAGGAAGAUGAUUUUGAAGCGUCGAUAAUGUCUUCCAUUCUUAAAUGUGUCGCUGAAGCAGACGAACCUCAAAGGAACGAUUCAACUCCUUUGAAAAAGGCAGGCAAAAUUGCAAGGAAGUCUGUUAGAUUUGACAGUACCAUCACGGAAGCAUCAUUUAAUGCAUUUGAUUCGUCUGAGCUGCUGGAAAUUUCGCAACUACAGUCGCCGGCAUUGUCCUCCACUUUGAAGGGCAACGAACAAAAAUAACAGCUAAUGUGCAUGUUAUGCACUUUACCCUAUUGAAUAAAUACAAUAUAUUCUUUAAUGUUACUUAAACCACAGACAAACAGACGUAACUCUUUGAAAAAGUUUUUCUUGAAAACAUAGCAUCUCAAAACAUAGGACCUCAGUAACG
Molecule: messenger RNA, 1569 nt
Organism: Ochlerotatus camptorhynchus
Lineage: Eukaryota; Metazoa; Arthropoda; Insecta; Diptera; Culicidae
Gene: Polr1F
Product: RNA polymerase I subunit F
Exons: 2
Coding region: 54-1421 (455 amino acids)
Biological process (GO): DNA-templated transcription initiation
Cellular component (GO): RNA polymerase I complex
Source: RefSeq, a predicted model, not a curated record